AUGCUUUUACUGGAGAAUCCAAAAUCAGGUUCUCUUAUGUAUCCCUACUCGUCUGCUGCGCCCUCAAAUCCCCCUGUGGUAGUCACACCCGAUCCUGACGCCACGAGUGCCAUGCUCUUGCCAGGACAGCCUCAGUCUCCAACUCCGAUGCUGUAUUCGCCACCAUCUUAUGCCCCUGGGCCUCCUCAACAGAAACCCGCCUAUCUCAAUAACAGUAACAGCGGCACUGGCACUGCUGGCACUGUCACAAACAACAGCACCAAUCCCAGCACUAAUAACAAUGGUGCUCUUUCGGAUAUAAUGUCCCACUCUUUGAUGCAGUCCCCGAGCGCUCAACAGGCUAAUAGCAAUGCUGGAAGCUUCUAUUGCUGGCCACCCCCUUCCAAUACGGGUGCACCUACCUCCACUGUGGCCGCCGCAAGACUGCCCCAUCUAGCUCAAAGACGAGGUGGUGGGGGUGGCGCAGCCUACAGGAUCUCCUCCCAGAACCCCCCUCCCGACUUCUCUCACGCUCAGUACUAUUUCCGACAGCAGCAACAGCAGCAACUGGCUCCGCAUAAGGCAUCUAGUGAGACUGGUGGUUACAGCUGUGUUUCUAGUAAGCUCAUGGGAGGUGGAGCUGCCCCUACUACCGCCAGUAGCAGUAGCAGCAAUAACAAUUGGAAGGAACGACCACAUGUGGGAAAGUAUAGCCUGAUUCGCACCAUUGGUAAAGGCAAUUUCGCCAAGGUCAAGCUGGCCCAACAUGUGACAACGGGAAUGGAGGUAAGUAUCCCUUAUUCUCGUACGGGUAGACUAAUAAGUCUCCGAAGUUAUUAUUUGUUAGAGAAGAAUGAGAAUGAGAAUGAGGCAGAAAGUUGGCAAGCACGUGUAAUGGCGUAUCUACGCGCCUUUACGCGGCAGUUUCGAUGCGUACUCGUUCCUUACUUCGUUUUUGCCUUUUAUGUCCAUCGGCCAUCCGUUGCGGAAUGA
Hydatigera taeniaeformis is the source of this 972-nucleotide messenger RNA. NCBI's taxonomy places the organism in Eukaryota, Metazoa, Platyhelminthes, Cestoda, Cyclophyllidea, Taeniidae. The record is from the annotation of a GenBank genome assembly.